AUGUGGCUCUUGGAAAAAGCCGGUUAUAGGGUGCGGACCGCAGAGGCCCGGGCGCUGCAGGCGCACCCCAAUCUGGUUCCCAAGCGCCAAGCCUCGGGCUCGCCCUCGCGCUGCAACCCUAACGUCCUCACCCCCGACCGCAUCCCGCAGUUCUUCAUACCGCCUCGGCUCCGGGACCCAAGAGGCGCCGAGGCCAGGGUGGACCGCAACCCGGGCGGCCGGAACCUCCCGGUGACCUGCUCGCUGCCGCACCUGGCUGGCCGCGAGGGCUGGGCCUUCCUGCCCGAGAGCCCGCACACGCGCCGCCGCGAGUCCUUGUUCCACGGGCCGCGCGGCCUGGCCGCAGGCCUGGCCCCGGCGCAGUCACGGCUGCACGUCUCGGCCCCCGACCUCCGCCUCUGCCGGGCCCCAGACAGCGACACGGCCUCGUCGCCGGACUCCUCGCCCUGCGGCUCCCCGCGCACGCCCAGGCCGCAGUCCCUGUCCCCCGACGAGGCCAGCUCGGCGGACACUAGUCCGUACGCGCCGCGCCGCGCGCCGCCGCUCUUCCACCUGGACUUCCUCUGCUGCCAGCUGCGGCCGGCCAAGGACAGCGUGCUGCGCCUGGGGCCCCGCGGCGGGCAGCUGCGCCUGUCCACCGAGUACCAGGCGGGGCCCGGGCGGCUGCGGCUGCGCCUGGUGAGCGCCGAGGGGCUGCCUCGGCCGCGGACCCGCCCCGGGAGCGGCGGCGGCGGCUGCUGCGUGGUGCUGCGGCUGCAGCCGCGCGUCAGGCCGGGAGCUCAGCGGAGCCGGGUGGUCCAGGGCAGCUGCAACCCUAUCUUCAACGAAGACUUCUUCUUCGAGGGGCUGCGCCCGCCGGAUCUGGCCGCCCGCAGUCUGAGGGCCAAGGUGCUGGACAGGGGCGCGGGGCUGCGCAGGGACGUGCUGCUGGGGGAAUGUGAGACGCCCCUCAUCGCCCUGCUGCCCCCACUGGCUGGAGGUCUAGGCCCUGGGUCCUCCCUGGCACCUACUCAUCUCAGCCUGUAG
Mus pahari (shrew mouse) is the source of this 1026-nucleotide messenger RNA. It is a transcript of the gene C2cd4d, whose product is annotated as C2 calcium dependent domain containing 4D. The coding region runs from base 1 to 1026 and encodes 341 amino acids. The record is from RefSeq and is a predicted model, not a curated record. The transcript has a single exon. Lineage: Eukaryota; Metazoa; Chordata; Mammalia; Rodentia; Muridae.